This is a messenger RNA of Paramecium octaurelia, 403 nucleotides long. The record is from the annotation of a GenBank genome assembly. NCBI's taxonomy places the organism in Eukaryota, Ciliophora, Oligohymenophorea, Peniculida, Parameciidae.
GUAACAAUGUCAUCAUAAUUAACACCAACAACCGAUGAAUUAUAUGAUUCAUUGAAACUAACAGACAUCGCUAAGUCCAACUAAUCAAAAGAACCCUCGCCCAGAAAAUAUGUUAAAGUAAUUUCAUGAUUAAACAAACAUCAGAUUGAAGAUUAUGGGAAUACCCCUUUAGAUAGUGAAGAUUCAUUUACUGUAAAUUAAAAUAUCCUUCCUAUCCCCUUGAAAUAACCUGUAUAACCUAUGGCAGUUUCAACUCAAGGCCAAAGAAUUCUUAUAAAUCCAAAACUGAUUAUUGUAAUCAAAUUAUUUCAUUUUUAUUUAGAAAAUGCUGAAUCUUUACAUCUCACAAGCUAUUAUUCAAGAGGAGGACAAUAUUUUUAAUUGUACUCAAUUACAGAAAUGA